AUGCCUGAAAAGCCUCGAAUUCAAGAACCAUUCAUCACUAGAGAUACUGGAACACUGAUUCUGUUGAUGGGUCAGACGGGGGCGGGGAAGAGCCACUUCAUCAACGUUGCUGCUGGUAGAGUUCUUGCGACUGUCAACGAUAACCAGACAUCGAUGGAUCCCGAAAUCAACUCUUUUGUUGUCCGAAAUUUCAACAAGCGCUCAGGUCCCUCCGACCUUGUUCUCGUCGAUACACCUGGUUUUGAUCACAUUUACCUGUCGGAUAGUGAUAUCUUGAAGCUGAUCGCGGAAUGGUUGUAUACUUCGUGCAGCUUGGACGUGUCAUUCGGCGGUGUCGUUUAUCUUCAUGACAUAACACAAGAUAGGGUUGCAAAGCACUGGCCGAUGGACUAUUUGAAGUCCCCAGAACCCGCGAAGCAUCUUCUACUGACAACCGUGAAAUGGGACAGAGAUUCGACAGGGACAGAGAGCUAUACGGCGCGAGAGAACGAGCUGAGAGAAAAUGUGUGGAGAAGGGUGCUGGCAGGAGGCGCCAGAAUAUGCCAGUUUCGGAAUACACGGGAUUCAGCUUGGGAGGUCAUAAACAACCUCCUAAGGUUGAAGCCGCUGGAACUGCACAUGUUUGAGCAAGAGCUGAAUAGGCUUAGUGGUCAUGCAAUCAGGGGAACCGCGAAACCGCCAGCGAAGAAAAAGGGUAUCUUCGCGAAACUCUUUGGCUUCUGGCGCAAGUAA
Molecule: messenger RNA, 732 nt
Organism: Cyclocybe aegerita
Lineage: Eukaryota; Fungi; Basidiomycota; Agaricomycetes; Agaricales; Hemipholiotaceae
Source: the annotation of a GenBank genome assembly